Molecule: messenger RNA, 1236 nt
Organism: Microplitis demolitor
Lineage: Eukaryota; Metazoa; Arthropoda; Insecta; Hymenoptera; Braconidae
Product: speckle-type POZ protein B
Exons: 2
Coding region: 1-1236 (411 amino acids)
Biological process (GO): regulation of proteolysis; proteasome-mediated ubiquitin-dependent protein catabolic process
Cellular component (GO): nucleus; cytoplasm
Molecular function (GO): ubiquitin protein ligase binding
Source: RefSeq, a predicted model, not a curated record
AUGAAAAUUUCAGGAUAUUCCCAUUGCCAAAAGCAUCAAGUAAUUUAUACAUGGGAAAUUAAUGAAAUAACAUCAUUGAUUGAGUCAUCUGCUGAUAUCGAUAACGAGACAGCAAAGCUCACCUCACCUAGCUUUACUACAAAUGGCAAAACUGAAAAUUCAUGGUAUUUACAACUGAGUCUAUUACAAGAAAGGGAAUGGAUAUCACUAUAUGUGUGUCGAAAAGAUGGGAAAGAUAACGGAAGAGUAAAGUUAUCACUCUUUAUUUUAGACAACCAAAAUGAAAGAAAAUUUAUGAAAAUUUCUGGUGGCAUUCGGGACUUUACAGUUGGACGAGGAAUUGCUAAAUUCCUUGAAAUAGAAGAGUUAUUGACAAACAAAGAUCAAUUUUUACCGAAUAAUACCUUAACUGUCUGUGUUGAACUAACGAUUUAUGACGAUUAUCAAUCAUUUCUUACUAAAAUUUCGUUGCAAACACCACAGCGCAAAAUCACUGAUGAUCUUAAAGGACUCUAUGAUAGUAAAAUAAAUAGUGACGUUAUUUUCGUUGUGGGCAAUAAACAAUUUAAAGCUCACAAGCUCAUACUGUCAACACGCAGUCCUGUGUUCUUUGCAAUGUUCUCGCAUGGGAUGAAGGAAAAUAGAGACGGCGAAGUUGCUAUACCUGAUAUAGAACCUGAAAUUUUCAAUAAAAUGCUGGAGUUUAUUUAUACCGACGAGAUAAAUAAUUUGGAUGCGGAUGCUGCGUAUUUAUUAGAAGCUGCAGAUAAAUAUCAAUUGCGAAAACUAAAAAGUUUAUGCGAAGAAUCAUUAUCUAAAUCAUGCAGGGUUGAUAAUGUCAUUAAACUUAUGGUUUUAGCAGAUCUACAUAAUGCUAAUCAAUUAUUUGAAUAUGCGCUUGAAUUGAUAACAAAAAAUAUCGAUGCUAUUAUUGGGACUCCAGAGUAUAAAAUGUUAGAGGAAUUUAAACCACUGUUAUUAUCAAAAUUAAUUAAAAAAUUAGCGACUUCGAUGAAGAGUAACGAUAACAAAAAUGAAAGGAAAUUUUUAAAAACUUAUAAUACUAGCAGUAAAUCUGAAGAACGAGGAUGUUUACAGUUUCUUGAAAUAAAACAGUUACUAGAAAAUAAAGAUGAGAUUUUACUAAAUGAUACUCUAACUCUAUGUGUUGAACUAACUAUUUAUGACGAUUAUAAAAUAAUUCCUGCUGAGUUUCAAUUGCAAAGUGUCAGAUAA